AUGGAGGAGGCCCCCAGCCGCCUAGAAGCCCUGCAGAAGCUGCGGGAGCGCCUGUGCACCGAGACAGAGCCCAGCAAGCUCUACAGCACCCUGAAGAAACUCUCUCGCCUGCCCGUGCUGGGCGACACCCUGGAGGAGAUUGGCUUCAGGAAGACCAUCAAAGUGUUGAAGAAACAGCAGCUCCUGCUACCCUUUGCCAAGGACUUAGCGGCCCAGUGGUCAGAGGGGUCCCACUUUGGGCCCCGGCCUGAACCCAGACCCCAGGACUUUGCCUCCCAGAGCAGCGCGACGACAGAGCCUCGCAGAGACUCCCCAGAGGCGCUUGAGCCUGCUUCCCGGCCACAGGGAGGAGGUGGCAGAGAGGUCUUGGAGGUCAGCGGUAGCAGCCCGCAGCGAAGCGCACCUCGCAGCCCAAGCUCCGAGCCAGCGGGAAGAAAGAGGCCCAGAGGGUCCUUCGGGGGCAGGCAGCUAGCCGCGGAGAGCCAGGUACAGCCAGCGGCUGGGCCAGCGAAGCGGCGUCCGUCUCCCCCGAGGGAAAAGACCCCUGGGCCCUGGAUCCGGGAAGACCAGCAGGCCGCUUCUUUGCAGGCUCGCCUCGACUACCACAGCUCUGACAGCUCUCCGUCUUCCUCCGCGCCCGCGCCGCCGCCUCCGGGCAAGAGGAAGAGGAAAAGCAACUGGAAAGCUGAGGCGCAGAGCCCCGGAGCAGAGGUGCCUCGGGGCGAGUCUCACAGCUGCAGCGAUCUGAAUCUCCUCCUGGAUGACGAUCCCUUCCCAGAGCUCACCUCCGGUCUCCAAGCCUGCUUCUCCGGAGGAGAAGGACCUGAGGACUCUUCCUUGCACACUGACCGAGAAGCAGCACCUUGGGCGCGCAGGGCGACCUGGAAAACGCCUGUGUAUUCGGGUAGCACACCAGCCAGAGCUCUCCCAAGGAAAUCGCACCAAGGACGCUUUGCGAACCCCGACCGCACGUGGGAAACUCACAGCCAACCGGCCCCGCAGGAAUGCGGGCUCUGGAGACAGCAAGAGGACCAGUCCCGCACCUGCAAGCCAACUAACCCCCAGACUGAGACCCAGACACACCUCAGGCUGCAGCAGUCCAGCGAGCUGAGGCUGAAAGCCCUGACAGCCCGCAUCCAAAGCUCACAAGCCAAGAAGCAUCAAGACCGCCAAACCAAGCUGAUCUCCUUCCACGCCCUGACCGCAGACCCAGGCCAGCAUGCAGACUCCGCACCCAGACGGGAAGACUCCCCCGAAAACCUGAACUGCCUCAGCCAAGGCCCUGGCACUGACCUUGUGAAGAGGGCUCCGCGCCCCGCCCUGGGCGGCAGGGACCAGACCCGUGCUAAGAAAGCCGCCCCGCUCAUGGCCAAGGCCCUCAAGGAUUACAAGAAUAGGUGGUCUCGGAAGUGA
Molecule: messenger RNA, 1413 nt
Organism: Phodopus roborovskii (desert hamster)
Lineage: Eukaryota; Metazoa; Chordata; Mammalia; Rodentia; Cricetidae
Product: elongin-A3-like
Exons: 2
Coding region: 1-1413 (470 amino acids)
Source: RefSeq, a predicted model, not a curated record